UGGAAUCUAGAAGAGACUUCUGACACUCCACUGUGCUGUGGUCUGGAUACAUCUUUGACAGAUCCAGAUUGCCCGGCGUGUGGAUCUUCUUUGAGUGAGCGAAAUCGUACUGAAAGUGUGACACCUGUGAGGAUGAGGGCCACCCUACUGCUCUGUCUCUUAGGGGUCUUGGAGGCUCAAGCCUUCAGGUUUGUCCGUGAUUCCCAGAGUGUGCCAGAAGCUUCAGAACACUCUACAAACAUGUCUGUCCCAUUUCCACCCUCCCAGCCAGGCCUCCCUCGGAACCCUUACCCCCCCAUGUGUGUAAAGCCGAUAGAGAUCAAAAACGCCUUCAAAUAUGUGAACACUAUCAUAUCCUGCCUGAUCUUUGUGUUAGGGAUCAUUGGAAACUCAACGCUGCUCAGGAUUAUAUACAGAAACAAGUGUAUGAGAAAUGGGCCCAAUGUGUUGAUUGGCAGCCUGGCACUGGGAGACCUGCUUUAUAUUAUAAUUGCUAUCCCCAUCAAUGUAUAUAAGCUAAUUGCUGAGGACUGGCCGUUUGGUGUCUAUGUGUGUAAGCUGAUGCCAUUCAUUCAGAAAGCCUCUGUGGGAAUAACGGUUCUCAGCCUAUGUGCCCUCAGCAUUGACCGCUACCAUGCAGUGACAUCGUGGAGCCGGGUGAAGGGAAUGGGGAUCCCUCUGUGGAAAGCAGUGGAGGUGACUCUGAUCUGGCUGGUUGCUGUAGUUCUGGCGGUCCCUGAGGUGUUGGCGUUUGACAUGAUGGAGAUGUCCUACAGAGGCAACAAGCUGCGUGUAUGCCUGCUGCAUCCAGAACAAACCACCAGUUUUAUGAAGUUCUACCAGAAGGUCAAAGACUGGUGGCUGUUUGGCUUCUAUUUCUGUCUCCCUCUCGCGUGUACGGGGAUUUUCUACACACUCAUGUCUUGUGAGAUGCUCAGUCGAAAAAAGGGCAUGCGCAUUGCACUCAACGACCACAUGAAACAGCGGAGAGAAGUGGCCAAGACGGUGUUCUGCCUAGUGUUGAUCUUUGCAUUCUGCUGGCUGCCCCUUCAUCUCAGCCGUAUUCUGAAGAACACGGUCUACGACCAAAACGACCCCAACCGCUGCGAACUUCUCAGUUUCCUCUUAGUGAUGGAUUACAUCGGAAUCAACAUGGCCUCUUUAAACUCGUGCAUUAACCCAAUCGCCCUCUACUUUGUCAGCCAGAAGUUUAAGAAUUGUUUCCAGUCUUGCCUGUGCUGUUGGUGCUACAGAACAUCUCCUCUGGAUAAGCGGGGCUUUAGUGGACACUGGAAGGGCUCAUGCCACGGAAAUGGACUUGACCGCUCCAGCUCCCGCUCCAGUCAGAAAUAUACAAGCUCUUCAUAAACACACACUCCUCACUUUCCUCCGCUAUCAAACCACAAUCCCAUCAGUUCAUGGAGAAACAGUGCCAUCACUGCCGACAAACUGAAGCUCAGACCUGAGUCAUGAGUGGAAAAUGAAGUCCUUCCUUCAGAGGUCGCUUUAGACUGAAACACUCAAUGAUUAACCCCAACAGGUGAAAAGGACUGUACCUGUUCAGGCUGUAACAAUACAACAUGCACAAGCUAUGGUUAAAACAACGCUGCAGAAACAUGUUCAUGCCCUGACACUGAGACGGACCCGGAGACCUAAAGCCUCGGGAUGGACCAGAAACAUGAAAGUUCAUUCAAGCCACUUGUAAACUAA
Messenger RNA from Nematolebias whitei (Rio pearlfish), 1710 nucleotides. RefSeq names its product endothelin receptor type B-like. Bases 133 to 1368 code for a protein of 411 amino acids. The transcript has 8 exons. NCBI's taxonomy places the organism in Eukaryota, Metazoa, Chordata, Actinopteri, Cyprinodontiformes, Rivulidae. Gene Ontology annotation, biological process: vasoconstriction; G protein-coupled receptor signaling pathway; enteric nervous system development. Gene Ontology annotation, molecular function: endothelin receptor activity. The record is from RefSeq and is a predicted model, not a curated record. Gene Ontology annotation, cellular component: membrane.